This is a messenger RNA of Cucurbitaria berberidis CBS 394.84, 2058 nucleotides long. RefSeq lists its product as uncharacterized. The transcript is spliced from 3 exons. The record is from RefSeq and is a predicted model, not a curated record. Lineage: Eukaryota; Fungi; Ascomycota; Dothideomycetes; Pleosporales; Cucurbitariaceae. The coding region runs from base 16 to 2058 and encodes 680 amino acids.
UACGCUACCCACACUAUGAAGGAAGAAGACAUUCUCGCACGCCAUUCCCGCCCCCAGCGAUACUCUACAUGGGUUCCGAAAACCCGCGACUGGCGCUACGCGACCGGCGUUUUCCAACACGAUGACUUCGAAAACGACCCCAAAGACCGGUCUGCAUGGGAUACGUUAGAUUACGACUACCAAAUCAACGAAACGAUCAAGGGCAAGAGAGAAGGGUUGAGCCGCAGCCGCAGUAGAAGUGGUAGCGAGCUAGGAGCGGACGAUGCGAUACUGACUAUGGGGACUCCAGACACUGUUAGAUCGAAGGCGGCAACUGAGUCGCCGCAAGUGGUGGUAGCAAGAAAAGCAAGAUCGCCAAGGAAGAACAAGUGGGCGUCUGUUGCGAGGUUCAAACCAAGUCUUCCAGCGAAGAACGAUAACGCGGAGCAUAGAUACGAACCCGAAAGCUUGACUAUUCGACUACAGUUCACGGGAACCAACAUCGCAGAGUUACAGAGGAUCACGACCGCAUCAGCAUACUAUCCACCAACACCACAGUCACUUGCCCGCACGCAGUCAUCAGGCACUUCUCAAACCCUAAGAACGCUAUGCUCACCCGGGACCCCAGCAACUUCCCGAACGGCAGAUACAAUACAUACGCCGCAUAUUCUAAACUCUAUCGAAUCCAUACACACAUUUCCACGCUACCAGCGCUUGUGGGUCGAUGAGACGCGAGAUUUCAAUAUGAAAGCGGUCCGACUGACUAUUCGGAAACCAGCCGAGACAGUCGAAGAGCUGGGGGCAAAAUACCAUUGGUAUACUGGCGCGGUACCUAUCGACGCGAUAUUUCCACCCGGCGUGCCAUUAUCCGCAAAAGAGAUCAACGCGUACUACCCGCAUCAUGUUCGGCGAAAGGGCGUCAUGCUACGGCUAACUAACAAUGGUUAUCGUGGACCAGAUAUCAUGGGAAUACAAGACUUCUUUCGCGGCCCCCCAACCCAUGCCAUCGCAGCACCUCAGAUGAAUGUUUACCAGCGCGACAGUGUCAAGUCUACAAUACCGACUUUCAAGACCAUAGGUUACAAGGGGAAGUCAGACAAUAAUCUAUACACAGAGGGUCUAGCGUUGGGUAAGUUUCUGGAGACCACACGCCAGCAGUUUACAGUGCCGUCAUUUGAUGACCUGUUAUCUGGCUUGCAACAUAUGCCGACCGGCUUGGACGCUCGUGGCCUUACUCAGUGUCUAGCCUGGUACCUAAAAUCCCGGGACCUGUUCACUCCUAGGUUGGAGCUGAAUGUCCUACACACGCAAGCCUUAAUCCGCGCCCUCCGGCAACCUCUGAAGCCAUUCGGACCGCAGAAUUUAGACCGAAAUGCGCUCAAGGAAUGGCGAGAUAACGGAAGUUUCGAAGCAGUGGGUGUCCAAGAAGAGCCAAAGCCUAAGCAUAAUUUGAAUGAACAAGAAGAGCAAAAGAGAACUAAGCUACACAUGGAUCUCGACGACGACAGUGUGCAACUCAAACUCCGACUCCCCAUUCGACACAUCCUCACAUUCCCAUUCCUUGCGAUAAACACUGUUGUAGGCGAAGCACUCAAAAUGGGCAUUAAGAAGGCGGAAGUGCGUCAAGCGGUGAGAGAAGGACAGACAGGACGGCGGGCGCUUGACGCUAAAUCAGCUACACGACGGACAGAGGAGCGCCACACCGAGGUCCAGGAGGAAGGAGUUGCAGCCAAGGAGGGGAGUAAGGCAUUCAACCGGGAGCAACACACAGGAAUGGAAGAAAAGAAGCCAUAUCGCAUCCCGAAGCGACCGCGUCCCACCGAGGAAUCCCAAGCGCAGGGAUCAUCAGUGAAAAAACCCAGAACCACACCCGCGGCCAAAUCACACAUUCCCUCAAGGUCUCCUAUGCCUCCCAGACUCUACGCUGGACAUACACCACAUGCAUACGCCCGUCAGUCAUUCCCUCACCCGGGAGCAACGCGCCUAUCGCGAGAAGGGAACAUGCCUGCACCUUCUUCGCCAUACGUACAGCCACGACAGGCGGUGGAUCCCAUCUACGGGCCCUACGAACCAGCCUAG